AUGUCUCAAGUGAUGAAACCGAAGGUUGUCUUUGUUCUCGGAGGACCAGGCGCGGGGAAAGGGACCCAGUGUGCUAACAUUGUCAAAGAAUAUGGUUUCGUACAUUUGUCUGCUGGCGAUCUGCUGAGGGACGAGAGGCAGAGGCCUGGGUCACAAUAUGGAGAGCUUAUCGAGACCCACAUCAGAAACGGUACCAUUGUCCCGGUCGAAAUUACGUGCAAGUUGAUAGAAAUCGCGAUGAAAAAUGCACAGACCAACAAGUUCCUAAUUGAUGGCUUUCCAAGAAACAAGGACAACUUGGAAGGGUGGAAGAGAGAGAUGGAGGAUAAAGUGGACUUGCUUUUCGUCCUGUUUCUUGACUGCAAUGAGAAAGUAUGCGUUGGCCGUUGUUUACAAAGGGGUGCUCAGGGAAGUGGACGUUCUGAUGACAAUGAAGAAACAUUGAAAAAAAGAAUUCAAACAUUUUACAAUGACUCCUUGCCAAUUGUGGAAUAUUACAGGACACUCAAUAUGGUGAAAACUAUGGAUGCUGGAAAAUCGAAAGAAGAAGUAUUCAGUGAUAUCAAAGAAAUAUUCAGUAAAAUUUAA
Molecule: messenger RNA, 588 nt
Organism: Nezara viridula (southern green stink bug)
Lineage: Eukaryota; Metazoa; Arthropoda; Insecta; Hemiptera; Pentatomidae
Source: the annotation of a GenBank genome assembly